This is a messenger RNA of Apis cerana (Asiatic honeybee), 7130 nucleotides long. It is a transcript of the gene EndoA, whose product is annotated as SH3 domain containing GRB2 like, endophilin-A. Gene Ontology annotation, biological process: synaptic vesicle uncoating. NCBI's taxonomy places the organism in Eukaryota, Metazoa, Arthropoda, Insecta, Hymenoptera, Apidae. Gene Ontology annotation, molecular function: protein binding. The record is from RefSeq and is a predicted model, not a curated record. Gene Ontology annotation, cellular component: cytoplasm; glutamatergic synapse; presynapse.
GGAAGUUGGCGAGGAAGCAAGAAGGAGAAAGGCAAAUGGAGAGAGAGGAAGAUUAUACUAUAUUCUACUAUGUUGGUCGGAGCGAGCGAAAGGGAGCACGGUGGGAGGAUAAGGAUGGAGUGGAUGCCGGGUAUCGAUCGGUCGGGCUGAAAACUACCCUUCGAGGAAGAGGCGCAGUGUGCAAAACCGACCACGUACGAGUCGGUGGUGCUCGUGGUGCUCGCGGUCCACGCGGAUCUCUACGCUCUCUCUAACUCUUAGACUUUUUCCCACUUGCGUGUGCCUCGCACGACCGCGAUUGUCGUUCGGUAUUCCCACAAUUCGGUGGGAUUACCGGUGCGCUACGAGGCAACCGAUUGCCACGAUUUUAACGAGGGUGCUAUAAGGACGUGCCGUUUCGAUCAUUAACUCUAGAGGUUCUCUCUUCUUCUCGUGUUUCUGUCCAGAGGCAAGCCAGAAGUGUUACCACCACCAGCACCAUGGCGUUCGCGGGUUUGAAGAAACAGAUUAACAAAGCCAAUCAGUAUAUGACUGAGAAGAUGGGCGGAGCUGAAGGAACCAAGCUCGACGUCGACUUUAUGGAUAUGGAGAGGAAAACGGACGUCACGUACGAGCUGGUGGAGGAGUUACAAAUGAAAACGAAAGAGUUCCUUCAGCCAAAUCCCACAGCAAGAGCGAAGAUGGCCGCGGUCAAGGGCAUCAGCAAGCUCAGCGGUCAAGCGAAAGCCUCGACUUACCCCCAGCCAGAAGGUGUUCUCGGCGAUUGUAUGCUUACUUAUGGAAAGAAACUAGGGGAGGAUAGUAUUUUCGCUCAGGCACUCAUUGAAAUGGGCGAGGCGAUGAAGCAGAUGGCAGACGUGAAAUAUUCGUUGGACGACAACAUUAAACAAAACUUCCUGGAGCCUCUGCACCAUUUGCAGACUAAAGACCUGAAAGAAGUGAUGCAUCACCGGAAAAAACUUCAGGGACGAAGGCUGGACUUCGAUUGCAAGAGAAGACGUCAAGCGAAAGCCGGAAAAAGAUCUAGCAGUCCUCAUUUUGGAAGUCCAGCGAAAAGUUCAUCACCGUACGCUGGUUCUCACGUUUCAGACGACGAGAUUCGUCAAGCCGAGGAAAAAUUUGCUGAAAGUCUCCACCUAGCACAAUUGGGCAUGUUCAAUCUUUUGGAAAAUGACGUAGAACAAGUGGCACAGUUGGCAACAUUCAGUGAAGCUCUUCUGGAGUAUCAUCAACAGUGUACUGAAAUUCUGAGAACAUUAACAGAGACACUUUUAGAGAAAAAAGACGAAGCGGCGAAUAAACCAAAACUGGAAUUUGUACCGAAAACAUUGGCCGAUUUGCACGUCGAUGGAUUACCUACAUCGGAUGCUAUGAACGGUGGGAACUUCUCCCUCCAUGGGGCAAGUCGAGCCGGGUCUCCAAUUCAUGUGGAGGGGAAGCGCUCGCAGCUCGAGCUAUUUCCAGCAGGAAACCCGCCACAAUCUGCCAAUGCUUCUCCCUUACCAUCUCCAAGCAAAUCGCCAGCCAGGACUCCGAUGACAAGACAACCAUGUUGCACAGCUUUGUACGAUUUCGAAGCAGAAAAUCCUGGAGAACUCGGCUUCAAAGAGAACGAUACGAUCACUCUGACCAGGAAAAUCGACGAAAAUUGGUUCGAGGGUACCUUGAACGGUCGUACGGGUUAUUUCCCAGUAACUUAUGUGCAAGUCGUAGUGCCAUUACCUUAAGGAGACGCAAUGCGUCUCGUAACCAAAGACCCUGCAUUCGUUCACCAGCGUUUACCAUGAGAAUUAUUAUCUUAUGCUCCGAAUAGCCUAAAAAUCUCUUUCAAGACUACUCUCUAUUGAAAUUACUUACGUUAAUGGUUCCCGCUUGUUCGAAACGGAUGGAUCUUCAUGUUUUACUCUAUUUACUUGUUUUAUUUUAUUUUAUUUUUUUUUUCCCCUCUUGUCCCCGAGGAUAGCUCUAUACGCAUGUUAAUGUACAUAUAUAAUGUUAUAGUGUCUUUUAUCGACGUAAGGACCUUCGCGCGCGCAGAUGCAUAUAUUAUAUAUAUAUAUAUAGGGUGUUCAAAUAUUCGCGAAACACUUUCAGAUUUCGAAGAGGCCAGAGAACGAAACUAAAAAGAGAAAGUUGAUGUGCAAAAAUGUCGGUUUAUAGAUUUAUUUGUUCGCGUUGGAUAAAGAUAGAGAGAGGCAGAGAGAGGUAGAGCUCGUUUCGCAUCAUUCAAUGGGACGCAUAAAUUACUUAUAACUUGACAAAUAAAUCGAUAAAUGAAUAAAAAUGAAUCGACAUUUUUAUAUAUGAACUUUUCGUUCGUUUUUCGAUCUUUAGAUUUUUUUUGAAAGUGCCCUACGAAUAUAUCAACAUCUUAAAUAUUACACACGACUUACACACUAUUGCGAUUAAGUAUGAAUACACGUAUACACGUAUACACGAGAGAUAUUAUACAUGUACACACAUAUUAUACGUCGUAAAGUACCUACGAUGGCAGUCCACUGUCAAGGGCGGCUCUUUUCUCAUUUUCUAUUAUCGUCUCAUCAUUCGUGUCAUCUUUGAAACAUUGUCCAUUAGUUUCCACACCAACGUUUGAUUGCACAAAGACGUCAGAGCGCCAAGACUGCAUUGAAAUUUUUUCCAAGGACGUUCGAAGUACUCUUUAACCUCAAGUGUUUCCCAUUUAUUGAAACGAUCUAUUUCAGUAAUCAUACUUAUUCAGUAGUACGUAACAAUCGUUGUGUCAUUUUUAUAGGUGGUGAUGAUCGAAUCUACUCGGAAUCAAGUUUUAAAGUUUCCGUUUCUCGCGAAUAGAAUUCCAAAACUUUCGAAACAAUUUUCUUUUUUUACAUUAAUCGUUCUUUUAUUUUCAUCUUUUCAUCUUUUACACGUUUGUUUUAAAAUUUUCGUUAAUUAUUCCUCACGUUUUUCAAGCGCACUGUUAUUGAUACGGAGAGAAAGAGAGAAAGAGAGAGAGAGAGAGAGAGAGAAAGAGAUAGAGCGCGUGAGAGGGAGAGUGAGAGAGAGAGAGAAAGAGAUUAUUCAUUGAAAUCAUAUUAUCCGUUUUGCGUUGGUCCGCACGGCGCAGCGAAAAAGAAACCAUACAAGUCGUAUUAUUAACGUAUUCGUACGUUGUAUAGUAAUUCGUUUCCAUUCCCUUGUCGUUUUUUCGACGUUUAUCUCGUAUCGUUUGUCGUUCUUUUUGAUCAUUUAGAAAGUGACCGAAUAGAAAUUUAGGAUUUAAUUUAAGUGAUCUUCAAAAUGGCGGCGAACCUCUUCCACGAAGUCGUCGAUUAUUAACAAGACGAAUAAUUAGAGAUGAUCCCCAUUCGUGUUUUCCAUUGUGACUAUUUCGAGUUGAUAAAUGACGUGUAACAAACGUAAUAUUUAAUUUAAUCGGUUAAUAAUUAAUUUAGAAAUCCUUUAUUUUCCUAUCGUGAUUAUAUAUCGCUUUUCAUCAUUUUUUUUCUUUGUUUUAUUUUUCUUUUUCUCCAAUCGAAUUCUUAUUUAUUCUUAUUAAACGAAUAUUAAGGAUAAAUUGCCGAUGAAAACGUGAAAUCUUCGGAAUGAAAUAAAAAUCUUUAUCAUAGAAAUCCUUAGUACUUAUUAAUUGUGUUUGCGGUUAGAGAUUUUUCGUUUCUAUCUUGGACUUUGUACGAGAGUUCAACCGCCAGAACAAUGAAAGUAAUUAAGGAAAUUGGUUAUUUGUUGCCACGUGGAUUUUAGGUAAAUCUUCAAACAAAAUAUUUGCUAAGCAUAAUAUUAUGAUAAUGUUAGAGUAUAUAACUUACUUAUUAUAUAUAAAAAAAAAAAUAUAUAUAUAUAUAUAUAUAUACACAUAUAUAUAUAUAUGUUGUCGAUGACGGCGACAACGGUGAUGACUACGACGAUGGCAUUAUUAUUAUUAUUGAUACUCGCAUAUUUUUCCAUUUACUAUUACGGUAAAAUAUUUACACGAUGGAAAACGUUCUUGGCCUUACCUUACAUUUCGAACCGUUCCAAUGGCAGUUUCGUAUAGUUGGUGUAUUUUAUGAAUUAAACGCGGCACCCUUGGAACAACGUUGCAAUACGAGUGGGUUUUACGAUCAUAAAUUUAUAAUUAAUAUAUACAUACACACACACACACACAUACUAGCAGCUCUAUCUGUCAUCUGUUAAGAAAUUAUUACGAAAUUAAUAAAAUCAAUAUUGUUAUAUAACAAUCGAUAUUAUUUACAAUUAUCGAUGUCGUAUUAAUUGUUCAGAAAUUAGGAAGCCUUUUUCUAUUUCUGCUUCUAUAUCUUAUAGCUAAAUGAACUUCCAGCUCGUAAUGUUUUACUUUACGAGCGAAAUUAGUAAAAUACUCAAAAGAGAGAAAAAAGUUAUAUUAUAUUUUAAUCUCUUUACGAGCCUGUCUUUCUAGCUUCUCACUCUCUCUGAUCACACAUCGAGCAGGGAUGAGAGGAGGAAUGCGGAGGAACUUGUUGUGUUGACCAGGGUUGAUAUUUAAAUGUUAGGCAUUCCCGUUCAAUUAUGAUCUCAAGUAACGUACAAAACACUGUAAUAUAUAUUUUCUUUAUUGUUAAACGAUAUACAAAAACAUGUAUAUUUAUUAAAUUGGAACGUUGUUCUUGGCGCCGUUUUAAAAAUUGUCAAGAAUGAAACUUAGGAUUGAUUUGCCGCGAAAAUGAAAAUCGUUGCAAGUUAUCAACCGGGGUAUUCGAUUGAUAAACCGUUACUGCUGCUACCGUCAUCAGCGUUCAGUCAUUGCGAAUACGAAACAGAAGAGGGAGAGAAAGAGAGAGAGAGAGAGAGAGAGAGAGAGAGAGAGAGAGAGAGAAAGUUUGAGGAGUUUAAAGAAGCAAGAGAAGAAGAGAUACAUUGAUAUAAUUUUAUCUAUCGUAUAAUUCAUUGUGAGGUGUAUGAAAAACAUUUUCCUGACAAAAAAAAAAAAUUGAAGUGUUAUCGAUGUUGUGCAAUAUUAAAAGUUUAACGUCACGCUGUUUAAAUGAUCAUGAUCGCUGGAUCAGUGUUUCUCAAAAGCACGAUCGAAUUGGAGAGGUAUAUUGAGGGUAUGCCAAGAGUACGUCAAAUUUCGUAGGAGGUAUAAAUAGAAAUUUUACCACCACCUGGUUUUCCCAUGUUGGAUGUCGACGGCGUAUUUUCGAAAAGGAAAAUUGUCAUGUAUUUUUCUUCUUUCGAGCAAUUUUUCGGGGAACAAAACUCUCGUUCUUUGUGAUUUUAUGACUUGGGGGCGGAUCGACGCGAAGAAAGAACGUAAUAAUCGUAGGCGAUUAGGUGCCAUAUGGAGGAACACACGAGGAGAUAUACUUCAUAGACCGAAAAUCGAAAAAAAAAAAAAAUAAUAAUAAUAACACGAAAACGUAACGAAGCCGAUAGGAAAGAAGUAAUAAGAUCAAUAUGAUUUUCGUAGCUCUAUAUAUAUAUAUAUAUAUAUACAGGUUGUGAUAGCCUUAUGUUCUUUCGAGCGUUAACCGUUGCUAGGAAUUUCGUCAAUUAAUAAGAAUUAACGAGGCGUGAGUUUCAUCUUCCAAAGCAUUGUCGAGAAUCAUUGAAAGAAGGGUAUGCAAUACAGUAAUAUACAAUACUGAAUAAGUAUAAUCAAUCAACGGGUAAUCAAAAGGGAAAAUCGCGUGACGAUUUUUGGGAGUCCUGUAACUUGCGUCCACGUGCAAACGAUAGCAAUAUAAGUAUCCUUUUGGAACGAGAGACAUAUCAUCGAGAUUAUUUUUCUUGCAAUUUUGAGAAACACUGUACUGGUACGUACAAAAUAUGUUUAAAUAAGAGAGGGGGAAAAGGAAGAAGAAGAAGAAGAGGAAGAAGAGGAAGAAGAAGAAGAAAGAGAAGGAAAGAGAAGAAGAAGAACGAAAAAAGAAAUCACGAGGGACUAAUUCUCGUCGCGUGAUAUUUAUUGUUGCCCUCGCGGACCUGUAACAGCGACCUCUGUCAACUAUAAGAAUAUAAUAUGAUCGACCGAUCGUGAAGGAAACAAAAGAAGAACGAGAUAAAACGAAUAACUUAAAGGAAAAAAAAAACAAAAAAAAAACAAAAAAAAGAAAAAAACAAAUCGGUAUCUUACUCUAUAAAUGUUGGCUAUUGUUAAAUGUUGAAUAUUGUUCUGCGGAGUGCUUGCCUCCUUUUCGAACGAUGAACCGACGUUACGAAUUUUCGACCGAAUCGACGAUUUCAAGGAUCAUUACUUUGAUUGAUGUUUUUAUUUCGUUUUUUUUUUUUUUAAAUAAUCGUUGUUGCCUUUCCUCUAUUUCUUUUCCUUUUUUUUUUUUCUUAAUUUUUAUGAACGAACGAGCUUUUCACAUGUUCCGUUUUAUAUAUAUAUAAAAUAAUAUUUCUCAUAGAAAUACGUUAUUUAUAUUGUAGAUAGAUUUACUUUUUACUAAACGUAUUUUUUUUAGUACACAAUGGAAGGAAAAGAGAAGGUAAUCGCUAUACACGAGCGCGUAGAGUCUCGUUCGAAGCGACAAGCUCUCCGCAUUUUAAUUGUAAUCUAACUAUUUCGGGGUCUGACAGACGUCGAAUCUAUCGCUCCCCGCAAUCACUGAGCAUCCUUGGUCCGGAAGAAUAGAAUUACGGACGCUAUUCCACCCUCCCUCCCCACCCGCCCCCUAUGUAUCGCUUAUUAUCUCGUUUCUUCUAUAAUACACGAAGCACACUUAUUUUUUUUCCCUUCCUUUCGUGUUUCUCGUAAUUCCUGCCCACUUAUAUUUUGUAAGCGUUAGAAUGUCUGGAAUCGAUCGAGAAACCCAAGAGGAAGCGAGGAUUAUUAAUUUUUCUUCCUUGAUCAUUGCACGCUUGUACUGCUCGGUUCUCGGUUUUUUCGAUUUUUUUUCUUUUUUUUUUCCCCCUCUAAUUCGAUCUCUGUCCCCGUUCCGUUCCCUUCUUGAUCCUUUGUUCCUGUUGUUCUUGACGAAACGCGAAGGGACGACCAGUGGAUGCAACGCAGUGAUACUUUCAGACAAUACAAUUACAAUUAAUUACACUUAUAUUAUAAUAAAUUAAUCUAUUAUUGAAACUCCGAUCGAAGAAGAAUAUACGAUAUGUACUCGAUAUUCGGUCAAUGCUAAAUAAUUAUUAUCACUAUAAUUAAGAAAUAAAGUGUGCUCUAUGUCAUGCUA